AUAAAAUGAAAAAAAUAAGCCCGUUAUCUACAGAUCCUCCUGAAAACCUCCCUAGACUCCCAAAUUCUUCCUGCUCCAACCAUGACAGAGAAAGCUCUCAUUCAAAAACAAGCUCAGAAGAUCGAGAGUCUAAAGUUAACAAUGUAUCAAACCAACAAAAAGAACAAGAGAAUAAGAGGAAGAAGGUCAGCAUUUUGAGUGAUAAAAGAAGGUCUAGCCCUCGGAAAAGUAUUAUUCAUGGGAACUUUAAUUCCUUCAAUUGGGCUAAAAAUGUAACCACCCUUCCUCCAAUCUCUAAUGCUCCAAAACUCGCAAGAAUGGAUAACAAUAAGGCAAUGGAAACAAGGAUCCCUAUUGAUGAAUUAUCUGAGCACAAAGAGAAUUCAUGCCCAGAUCAUGACAGAAGUGAGAUGAAUCUUGUACACAAUAACGGUCCUCAAGUUCUGUUAGAGAGCCAGUACCAGGCAAAUACAUCUUUUCAUGAUCAAAAGGUAGCCAUCGUUGAUAAACUCGAAAUGUUCUCUGAACAUGGAGUGGAUGGCAGUGAAUCUGAUUUUAAAAACCAAAGAUGAAUUUUCCGUGCACACGCAGGAAACCGGCUUAAAUGGGAAAUAUUCAUAAUAUUUCUUGCUAUAUGGAAUGGAUUCUCCAUCCCAUUUAGUGUUGCCUUUUAUGAAGAAGAUCAGGAAAAUAUUGGAUGGCUGAUCGUUAAUAGCUUCACAGACUUUUUAUUCUUUAUAGAUGUUCUAAUUAAUUUCAGAACAACUUAUAUGGAUGAAGCAACCUCUGAGGAAAUAUUUGAUUCUAGGUUAAUAGCCAUUCAAUAUCUGAAAGGCAGAUUUUGGGUAGAUAUGGUUGCAAGUAUUCCUUUUGAUCUCCUUGCAAGGCCUUUUUUCUCAAAAGACGGCGAUAGUACAGUGUUUCAAAUGCUAGGAAUAUUGAAACUAAUUCGAAUAUUAAGAUUAUCUAGACUUAUCAGUUUCAUGAAUCUCAAAGAUGACGUGAAAAUGUCUCUCAAGUUAUUAAGAUUAUUGUUCUUCAUUAUACUAUAUAUUCAUUUUAUCGCGUGAACUCUAUUUUUCUUCAGAAAGGAAAACUCUUGGCUGCCUCCUCUGGAAUAUGGGUGGAAAGAUGAAGAUUUAUUUCAAGCUUCUAGUAGUAGACAAUACUCUACAUCACUGUAUCACUCAAUGCUGGUAUUAGCAGGCAAUGAUAUCGCUCCUGCAUCUGAUUUAUCUUUCUUCUUACAAACAGCCUUACUCUUGAUAUCUUCAAUAAUCAAUGCUAGUAUUUUCGGUAAUAUUGCAGUGUUACUCCAGCAGCUUAAUCUUAAAGCAGCUCAUCUGCAAGAGAAGGUAGAAAAUGCUAAUUCAACAAUGAAAUCUCUCAGAAUCCCUGAAGACAUUCAGAAAGAAGUCAUGAAAUACAUCUUAAAUACCCAUAACAACCUUGAACAACAGAAUGAGUUGGAUACCUUUCUGUUACAACUGUCACCUUCUUUGCAGCAGAUUAUUAGAAAAUCAAUACUGAAAGAUGUGAUCAGUCAGAAUAAUGUCUUUGCUAGUUUAGAAGGAGCUAUUGCCUUCAUACUCAGAGACCUUUCAAUCCUCCUUUUUCAACCUGAAAGUAUCAUCAUUAGGCAAGGAGAUGAUGCCAAAGAGAUGUACUUUAUAGCUAAUGGAGAAUGAGCUGUCUAUGUCAAUGAUAAAAAUAAAGGUGAAAUUCAAGUUAACCAAAUCAAGGAAGGAGACUACUUUGGUGAAGUUGCUCUCAUCAAGGACUGCAAAAGAACAGCCACUGUAAAAUAGCCUAUACUGCACUACACUUGCUGGGUAUCACAAAGAUAGACUCUCUGAACUUUUUGAGAAAAAUAUAACACUAUUAAAAAGGAUGGAGAAAAAGAUUCAUAAAAAUUAUCAAGAUAAAUGGAAAAAGUUCAUGAUUACUGCCUUAAGAAACAUAGAAUUUCUUGAAACCUCAAAUAUUUCAGAUGAAACUAUUGAAGAGAUCACUUACAAGGUCAACACAGUGAGUUAUUCUGCAGGCUCGUAUUUAUUCAAACAAAAUCAAAGAUGAACUGAUAUCAUUAUCGUUGCAAGUGGAGAAGUAAUAAUCUCAAUAAAUAACAACCAACUGUAUGAUAUCAAGCUCGACAUUCUCUACCCAGGAUGAACAAUUGGGUCUUACAGCCUGCUAAAUCAAGAUGACCAUUGAAUAUCUGCUAUGGCUAAAACAGAUUGUUCAGUGAUCUUAAUAAACUACAGAUUAUUGGAUUUAAUCAGUAAUACUUUUGAAAAAAUCGGCCGAUCUAUUGAAGAUACGUUUGAUUAUAUCAAAGAAAAUGGGCUUCCUUUCUUAGAUUACAGAAUGUACAGAACUAAAUAAAAUGAGCACAACUCCAAAACAGAAGUUCAAAAAUGGAAUAUCCAGAAUUUUAAAAAUUGUAAAAUCAUACAAGAUUAAUGACUUCCAAGGAUUGUUAAUGGGGCACCGCAAAAUGCUACUUGAAAACAAGAAAAAGCAUGCAAAUUCUCUGAAAGCUAAACAAAGCGAACAAUUAAGAUUUAUUAAAGAUGAAACUGCCAUGACUAAUGUAAAGAUGAAUACCAUCUUGGAAAUGGUCUCUAGGCAAACUGAUCAUGUUUGUGAUCUUCAGAAAGAAAUCAAGAGGCUAAGAGCUCUUAUUGAUCCAGAGAAGCUUGAAAUAUCUCAGAAAGGUUCAAAGGAAGGGUCCGUAGCAAGUAGUAGUGAUGAUACUUCAUCUAUUCUUACAGAUCAAGAAUACUGAAAGCUCAAGAAAGCAUAUAAUAAUCGAAAAUAUGCUUCUGAAAUUGUGAACAAUGUUGAAGAAGAGAAGAAAAGUUUCAUUCAGAAGAAGUCUACCACAAGAGGGCUUGAUUUUAGCAUGUACAGUAGAAAGAAAAGCCUCAGUGCUAACAAUUCACUAGAUGUCCUCAGUCAUGGUGAAUUAAAUCAAAUGACCGAUUACCAAGCCAAGGACUCCAAACCUCUAAGGUGAUCAACAUUUUUGGAUAAGUCCAUUGAGAAAUUGGAUAGUUUUGAGAAGAAAAUUGACUAUCUUCCUACUUCAGCCAAACGCUAUCUCGAUAAUGAAGUAAGAGGAUUGGAGAUUAGCAAUUUCUCUUCCUCUUCAAAGUCAGCUUCCUACAAAGAUGGUUAGAAAUUAAUUGUGGCUUGAAAGAUGUCUGAAAGAUGAUUCAGACAAAUGGAAAAUAAUAUUCCAUAAUUUGGUACCA
Moneuplotes crassus is the source of this 3257-nucleotide messenger RNA. NCBI's taxonomy places the organism in Eukaryota, Ciliophora, Spirotrichea, Euplotida, Euplotidae. The record is from the annotation of a GenBank genome assembly.